AUGCCGGGCUCAGUGUUGUUGGUGAAGGCUCGCCUUGGUUCGGCUCCGCUCGCCUUGGUUCGGCUGCGCUCGCCUAGGCUCGCCUUGGUUCGGCUCCGCUCGCCUCGGUUCGGCUGCGCUCGGCUGAGCGCCGCUCGGCUCGUCUCGGUCCGCAGCUCCGGGCCGGCCCCGCCGGAGGCGACGGCUUGGUGUGCGCGGCGGGGCCGGUGGGCGUGGAGCGGAGGGCGGCCGGAGCUGUCCGGAGGCCUUGCGGGCUGCCCCCGACCCUGGGAGGGCGGCGGCAUCUCGCGUCUGGCAGGCCGGGCGCUGGCCGGGGUCCGCAGCGGGGCCCGGCCGUGCUUCAGCGGGCCAGGGCUCUCCGCCUCACCGCGGGGGCACCGGGAGGAGGCGGCGGUGGCGGUGAGGAGCAAGGAGCUCUUGCGGGCCGGACCCCGGGGGUGGCCGGGAUCGGCGGCAGCCGGGCCUCCCUCGCAUCCGGUGCGGGUCGCGGGCCCACGGGGCUCUGCGGAGGGGCCUGGGCCGGCGGAGGCGGGGCCGGGAAGGCUCCGGGACCUCGGCAGAGACAGCUGCGGGGCUGAAGGCGGGGUGGCCGUCUGCUCCAGCUCUCCCAGUCUCAGUCUCACUGAAAGUGCUGCCAAGGAAUCAGAGGAAGUGGUUCGAGUAAUCCUUGGAAAUCUUGAUGAUUUACACCCAUUUUCUACAGACCACUUCACUGUCUUUCCAUAUUUGAGUAAAUGGGAGCGAGUAUCAAAGAUGAAAUUCAAACAUGAGAAUGUCCAUCUUGUGCCUUAUCCCUACAUUUGUACAUUGUAUCUGGAAUUGAACUCAUUUCAGCGAAACAUAUCUUGUGGUAAAGAAGUAAAGAAGGGCACUGAUGAGCUUAAUUCCUCCAAAGCAAAUGAGCUUGAGUUUAGCCCAGCAUCCCUUACUAAAGACUGUGACCAACUGAGUUCCUGGGAACCUGUGGAAUUUGCCCUUGAACAAAAAAGAGUAGCCAGUCAGGCUGAGGGUGCAGUGCAGCUGCUGCAGCAAACGGACCAAACAGGAAAGAAAGGGAACAUGAAGUCAGAAGGAAGAGGUCUUUCACAGUCCUGGAGAAGCAUCAUCUUUGCCCCACUACAACAUCUUUUUGGUGGAAAAAAAUGACCUGGAAGUACUAAUUGUUGUGGAAAGGUAGAUUUGUAGUAUGAAUAUUGGGUUGCAUUGUUUCUUCUGUAAUUCAGCUUUUUAAUUCAAGCUUUUUGCUUGUCUUAGCUAUUAAAUGCUUUAAAUUAAAUUCUACUUUGCUAACGUUUUCAAAGUAACAUUCUGAAGAUGUUGGGUUAGAACAACGUGUUGGGUUUUUCUUCACAUCUUAGAGGUUUUGGAAUAGAGCAAGAAACUUGAAGAUUUUGAUUCUUAAGUGUCAUAAAUUGAAAAUUUCAUGUUAUGUGGUAUUCUAAUAAAACAAACAUCAGCUUGGAA
Messenger RNA from Prinia subflava (tawny-flanked prinia), 1464 nucleotides. RefSeq lists its product as uncharacterized. The record is from RefSeq and is a predicted model, not a curated record. Gene Ontology annotation, molecular function: DNA binding. Lineage: Eukaryota; Metazoa; Chordata; Aves; Passeriformes; Cisticolidae. Bases 1 to 1146 code for a protein of 381 amino acids. The transcript is spliced from 9 exons. Gene Ontology annotation, biological process: meiotic attachment of telomere to nuclear envelope; homologous chromosome pairing at meiosis. Gene Ontology annotation, cellular component: nuclear inner membrane.